Molecule: messenger RNA, 2945 nt
Organism: Bactrocera oleae (olive fruit fly)
Lineage: Eukaryota; Metazoa; Arthropoda; Insecta; Diptera; Tephritidae
Gene: Zip71B
Product: Zinc/iron regulated transporter-related protein 71B
Biological process (GO): zinc ion import across plasma membrane; intracellular monoatomic cation homeostasis
Cellular component (GO): plasma membrane
Molecular function (GO): monoatomic cation:bicarbonate symporter activity; zinc ion transmembrane transporter activity
Source: RefSeq, a predicted model, not a curated record
GCGUUUCGAGACCUAAACCGUUUAAUAGUCCGUCAACCGUUCAACGGUAAAGCGGUUCAACGAAGCGAGCGCGUAAAAUAGCAAACGUAUGAGAAGUGUAGUGAAUUCGAAAAAAAUAACAAAAACAAAUUGUGUAAAUACUUAUAUAGCAACGGUUGUAUGUUGUAAGUGACAGUGACAGCGGCUGGAGUGCGAGUCAAGUGCGAACGUUCAACGGUUGAAUUAAAAAAAAUUAAGCGCAGCUUUUGUUGUGACACAAACAAAGUCAGACAACACCAAAAAGCGACACGAAAAAUUCAUAAUUUCCAUACAAAAACGAUAAUAUUCCAGUUAAUUGGCGUGCAGUAGGAAAUUAUUGUUGCCCAAGCGUGAAAUAUGUAAGUGUUGCGAAUGGCUAAAGAAAAUGUGGUCAAAGAUGUAACAAAACGAAACUUGGCGAAUUUGUAAGCGAAUAAUUAAAUAUACAGUGUAAAAAUUUUGGACAAAGCAUAUUUUUUAAGAAAAACAAGCGCUUUGUACGGAGUGUGGGUUUUUGAACGAUAUAAAAAUACAAUAUUUAAUACUUCUGUAAACUUACAAAAAAUAUGAACAUAUGAAACACAUGUAAACUUAUAACAAAAUAUGGACAAGUGAAACACGUUAUUAUUUCGACAUUUGAGAAGCUAAAAAUCAUAGUUUGAAGCAAAACGAAAUAUCUUUAUUUUUAUAAAGUUCUUUUUGCAAGUUUUUGUAGCAAAAACACAUUUUUGAACUUAAAAAAAAAAACAUUUUUAUUGCCGUAAAUCACUAAUACUAGAAUUGCAAAACUUGCGGAUAUAAAAAAUGGCUUCAUUCACUCUUGCACACAUUUUUGCUGCAAUUUUUAUUUGCUACCUCUGCGGCACAAUACAACAAGCUCAUGCUGCCACAGAAUAUAACCGUUAUUUGGCGCAUAUUUUUCAAAAGUAUGGCACUGGUGGUACAAUUUCAUUCGAGGGUCUCGAGCAUUUGAUGUACAAUCUAGGCUUGGGACAAAUCGAAUUCGAGCCAGAGCAUACAAUUGACGAACAUCGUCCGAAGGGUUUUAAAAUAGAUAAUGCACAAUUGGCUGCUUAUUUUGAGCAGAAAAGUUAUAAAAUCGAACCCACCAACGAAGAUAUGCAAGUAUUAAUGCAAGACAAUUCUCAAGGGAAGGUGGCCGAUGAAUUGGACAUACUAAUUAAGGAGAAGGAAAAAGGCAUUUUAUUGGAGUUCAAAGAGAUGCACGAUCCAAAGCAUAGACAUCCGCGUGAUAGUGAUGCUUCUUUGGACGCUGCGCCAAUCUCAGCUAAUGUUUGCCUCUCGCCAAAGUCCAUGCUACGUCUAGUCGUCGACCAUAAUGAUCUACACAAACGCAAACUCUACAAGACUUACACUUCGGAUGAUGUCACGAAAGCGCACAACUCCGAGGAUGAAUACAAUGAGUUCAUCAAUGAUGUACAGUUAACACCGGUGGCGUUCAUGAAACUCUGUCCAGCGUUGUUGGCGCAAAUUGAUCAGCAUGUCUGCAUGCGACCAGCGCCACUCACUAACGGCGUGGAUCCCAAGCAGGCGCUGUGGAAUGCUUGGAUAUAUGCCAGCGUUUCGAUAUUCAUACUCUCCGCUUGCGGACUGCUAGGCAUUUUGCUGGUGCCGCUCAUGAAAACCGUCGCGUAUCAAGAGAUUUUGAAAUUCCUCGUUGCCGUCGCCAUCGGUACGCUAGCCGGUGAUGCAUUAAUGCAUUUACUGCCACAUGCGCUGGUGCCCGAUCAUGAUGAUCACGAUGAGCAUGCGGUAGAAACCGCUGAGUCGGCGCAUGAUACACAUGAAGCAGUUUGGAUCUGCGCCUGUGCUUUCUUCACUUGUAUCUUCAUGUACGUUUUGGAGCAUAUAUUACCGUUAUUGAGAGGUGACAGCGCCGGCGGACAUGGACACGCGCAUGGACAUGGUCACUCACAUGGCGGUCACGCGCAUAAGCACGAACAAACGCAUGCGCACCACACAGAGCACGGGCAUCACGCAGAGUAUGCGCACCAAGGAGAGCAAGCGACGACAGAGAAACCAACUGACAAUGCGCUCAACGCCAACAUUGUAGCGUCGAUCAACAACGAUGCGAAAGAGAUCAAUAUCAUGUUGAAUGAAACGAAAAAGGAUGCGAAAACGCCGAAUCGUCCACUCACGCCCGUAGCCUUCAUGGUCGUCAUCGGCGAUGGCCUGCACAAUCUCACCGAUGGCCUAGCCAUAGGCGCCGCUUUUGCCAGCGAUCCAGUAACGGGCAUGGCCACCGCCUUCGCCGUACUCUGCCACGAGCUGCCACAUGAAUUGGGUGAUUUCGCGCUUUUGCUACAGACGGGCGUUUCCUUGCGGCGCGCCGUCUACUUGAAUAUUGUCAGUUCGGUGUUGAGUUUUUUGGGCAUGGCUAUCGGUUUGUUUAUAGCCGGCGCGCACGGCAAUAUGACACAAUGGAUUUACGCCUGCACAGCCGGUUCGUUUCUCUAUAUUGCGCUCGCGGAUCUGGUGCCGGCGAUGAGCGAAGUUGAAGCGCAUGCGCAUGAUGCGAAGAGCAAACUGAAGGGUACAUUAAUACAGAUAUUUGGCAUGCUGUUGGGUGGUUUUAUUAUGUUGGCCAUCGCUGUGAAUGAGCAUGCGCUAUCGACGCUUUUUAAAUGAAAAAGCAACAACAACAAAAUGCAAGCGGCAAUAAUUGGUAAUGCGCUUCUCAGUUCUGUAAAUUGAGUGCGCAAAUGUGAGUUAUGAAAAAAACGCAUUCCUACACUACAUUUUAGAAUUUUUUUUAUUACAAUAAUUAUGUAUAAGUUUGUAUGUUUUAUGGUUUUUAAGUUUAAAAGUAUUAUUAAAUGUAUUGUAGGUAUACAAAUUAAGUGUUAUAAACGAUUUAUAAAUUACAAUAAAAUUUUAAAUAAAUUAAAAAUCUCGAUUAAAUAAAA